AUGAGUACUACGAACUGGUUUGACGCUUGGGACGCAGAGGCGCUUUACAAAGAUGACGUUGCUGGCUGCGAUGAUUGUGCAAAGACGUCCCCGUUACCAGAGUCUGGUGUUAUUUGCGGGCCUGUGUUGAGACUCAUCAACAUGGAUUUCAAGGAAAAGCAUUAUGAGGGGUCCAUUAUGAUGGUCGUCAGAGGUGAAGAAAAAAUUCCGAAAAUUGCUUACCAACUGGGACCCUCUUUGCCCUCUGAAGGUGAGGAAACUGAAAUUAGCGAAGCCUACUUCGACAAUCAGCUUUUCCAUAAAGAUCAGCUAAAAGGUGAUGAUAUCUGGUUUUACAGAUACGAAAUCCAAUUACCAAUGGCUAAAUACGAACAGAUGGUGAAAUACUCCAUUGAUGGUACGACAGAGCCGCACUAUAGGUUCUUCAUCCCGUCUUUCACUCAGAACUCAAACGUUAUUUCAUACUCGUGUAACGGGUUCUCCUUAAGCGUAGACACGUCGAAAUUCAAGGGCUCUCUGUGGUAUGAUGUUCUUAGGAAGCAUCAGUACGUCCAUUACCAUGCUAUUCUUGGUGGUGGUGACCAGAUUUAUUCGGAUAAUAUUAAAUUGCACGCUCCUAAUUUCAAAGCGUGGUUGGAGACAAAAGACCCUAUCAAGAAGUACAAUACUAAGACGACUGAGGAGACCAGGGACCAGAUUAGACAGUUUUAUUUGGAACACUACUUAAAUUGGUACGGCUAUGGUCAUUGGUAUGGUUCCACACCUACGUCCAAAACCACCCAAAAGUGUUUUGUGAAAUCGUUGGCGUGUAUUCCAGCCAUCAAUGUUUGGGAUGACCACGAUAUCAUCGAUGGGUAUGGUUCCUACAACGAUGCAUUUAUGAGAACUGAGAACUUUGUGACCGUUGGAAGAAUGGCUUAUAGAUAUUAUAUGCUCUUUCAACAUCACGUCAGCGCCUCUAAGGAAGAUGGUGACGAUUUUGCUUAUUUACAAAGCAAACAGUGGAUUUUGGGUAAUGAAGAGGGGAGUCCAUACAUUGGCGAAAGGUCUCACUCGAUAUUCUCUUGGUUGGGCCCCAAAAUGGGCAUGUUGGGUUUGGAUUGUAGAACUGAGAGAAAACUACGCCAAGUAUUCUCAGAAAGAAGCUACUCUUUGAUCUGGGAACGUGUAGAAAGCGAAUUGAAAGCUUUGAAAGGGGGACACUUGUUGGUGAUGUUAGGUAUCCCCAUUGCGUAUCCAAGAUUAGUUUGGUUAGAGUGGCUAUUCACCUCAAAGUUAUUGGCUCCAGUCAAAUAUCUCUCCAAGAAAGGUAUAAUUCCCAGUGGCUUGGUUAAUGAAUUCAACGGAGACGUUGAAUUACUGGACGAUUUAAAUGACCAUUGGUGUGCAAGACACCACAAGAAAGAAAGAAAUUAUUUGGUAAUGAAACUGCAAGACAUUGGCGCCAAAUACGGUGUCAGAAUCACUAUCUUAUCAGGUGAUGUUCAUUUAGCAUCCAUUGGGAGGUUUAGAGCAAAGACACAUAGACAUCAUCUCAUUAUGUCCGAAAAGAAGGAAAAGGAAAACGCCGAAAUUAUCGAAGAACCAACCAAAGAUGAAAGGUUAAUGUUUAACAUCAUUGCCAGUGCUAUCGUAAAUACACCACCGCCUGAUGCAAUGGCCACCUUACUACAAAAAAGAUGCCAUUUGCACCAUUUUGAUACGGAAACUGAUGAAGAUGCGGUACCAAUCUUUGCCAAGGAAGUGGAUGGGGCACGUGACCGUAACGAUUCAUGUUUUAUGAAUAAGAGAAAUUGGUCAGAUAUUAUACCCGUGGAAAACGUAUUGAACAACCCUCGAUUGAGCAAAGAGUUGAAUGUAAAAGUUGGAGAUAUCGUCAUUCCGGGCGUCAUCACAGAAAAACAAAAGUUGGCACCCUCAAAGAGUGACCAGUUCAACUCUUAUCCGGUGACUUCCGCCGGUCUGUUUGCCACUGUUCGUGUGGAAAAAGACGUGAGUCAAGCGGAUUCACAAACUGUGAGUUAUGGUCUUCCUAUUCCGGAAUUAGAGAUUACUCGCGAAAAGUUGUCUCAUGCAGGUAUUAAACAUCUGAAUGUGAUGUAA
Saccharomyces eubayanus is the source of this 2103-nucleotide messenger RNA. RefSeq lists its product as uncharacterized. Gene Ontology annotation, cellular component: membrane. Bases 1 to 2103 code for a protein of 700 amino acids. The transcript has a single exon. Lineage: Eukaryota; Fungi; Ascomycota; Saccharomycetes; Saccharomycetales; Saccharomycetaceae. The record is from RefSeq and is a predicted model, not a curated record.